This is a messenger RNA of Ictalurus punctatus (channel catfish), 3781 nucleotides long. RefSeq names its product mediator of RNA polymerase II transcription, subunit 18 homolog (yeast) (gene med18). The record is from RefSeq and is a predicted model, not a curated record. Gene Ontology annotation, biological process: regulation of transcription by RNA polymerase II; termination of RNA polymerase II transcription. The transcript has 3 exons. Lineage: Eukaryota; Metazoa; Chordata; Actinopteri; Siluriformes; Ictaluridae. Bases 352 to 978 code for a protein of 208 amino acids. Gene Ontology annotation, molecular function: transcription coregulator activity. Gene Ontology annotation, cellular component: core mediator complex; mediator complex.
UGGCAACCCCGACCGAUGUAAACUGAGCAUGCGCAUGAUAAAGGCCGCUAAAAUUAACCAGCUAGGUGGUUAUCGUGUACAGAUGGAUUAAUUUAACUAGUUGAAUGUGGUGCGAGUUUUAGUUACGUAUCUUUAUACGUUAAUUCUUUUAAAUAAUACAAUUUUGUAAAAGUCUUCCGUGGUGGUUGCUGAUUAUAUUUGACUUGUCUCACUGCACUGCAGACGGCCCGGCCUUCUCAUCCUCGGUGUGUAUUUAAGCGCUUGUCCGAUCAGAGCGCCGUAACGCUGCAGGACACCACGCUGUGGUUCUGCUAUAGGACUCUUCCGGACCAGAUACAUUUAAAUUGAACGAUGGAAGCUCCACCAGUCACUGUCAUGCCUGUUACAGGGGGCACAAUUAAUAUGAUGGAGUACUUAUUACAAGGCAGUGUACUGGACCAAUCCUUGGACAGUCUGCUCCAUCGGCUUAGAGGUUUAUGUGACAACAUUGAGCCAGAAAGCUUUGCUGAUCACGAGCUUGUAUACCUUCUGAAAGGUCAGCAGGGAAAUCCAUUCAUCCUGCGAGCCAGACGGUCACUUGCUCACCCUACUGCUCCCUGGCACCUGCGUUACCUUGGGCAGCCGGAGGUGGGUGAUAAGAGUCGUCAUGCCUUGGUACGGAACUGUGUGGAUGUCGCAGCCUCACAUAGUCUGCCUGACUUCCUCAAUGAGAUGGGCUUCCGAAUGGAUCACGAGUUUGUGGCCAAAGGGCAUAUUUUCCGCAAAGGGGCCCUCAAGGUGGUUGUGAGCAAACUGUCUCGAGUGCUUGUGCCGGGCAACACGGACAACACUGAACCUCUGUCUUUGUCCUACCUAGUGGAACUUAGUGUGUUGGCACCAGCUGGACAGGACACAGUGUCUGAAGACAUGCGUAGCUUUGCAGAACAGCUUAAGCCACUGGUACACUUGGAGAAAAUCGACCCCAAAAGGCUCAUGUAGGUGCCAGAAACCAUCCUGACUGAAAUUGGAGUGUCAGUUUGAAUUAUUUGGAAGAAGGUGGCAUCACUCUAAAUAUCAAGUCUUGAAAUAGUAAAGUGUGCUAGAUUGCAAGGUGUGUUUAAUUUGCAACUGAAUAAUUUAUCCAUGCCAACAGAAUGGUACUUUUGUAAACGAUUUGGUUUCUAUGGAUAACAUAUGCAAUUUUGGAUAUCAAUGUGUUUAGUCUUUUCAGUAGUUUGACUACAGGAGGAUGUAAAUGUUAUUUUCAGAAUUAAAAAAAAAAAAAAAUGCCUCAUUGAAUAUUGCACAAUUCCUGUUACCGGUGCCAUUUUUCUAUGUUUGUUUUUACACUGUUUUUGCACUAGGUGGCUCUCUUAUCCUGUUUGAUACUUUUCCUGCUUCCUCAUUGAGUGGCAUGUCUUUUAUACCUCACAAGUGAGAGAUGCAGUUGCUAUGGCAAUAAUUAGAGAUCUGCAAACCCCCCCCCCCCCCCCCAGUAUCUCUAAUUAGCUUUCUCAAUUGCUUAAUGAUACAUCGACCUGUGAAAGCUCUUCUUUCUUCCCUGUCAGAAAAGUGGAGAUAUUUUUUUUUUUCUUAUCUGCUCUCAUCUCCACUAUUAACUCAUGAGAGCUGACACCAGAGAUGGCAGCUAGAGAUGAGGCCAUUACUCUUCCGGUGCUCCAACUGGGAUCCCACUAUUUAAAAUGUAUGAGAGAAUUUACCAUUAAUUCCUGUUUUAGUACAUACACUCAUUUGAAUGGAGAUAGAAAUUACUGGAGUGCUCAUGUUUGUCUCAGAUGAAUUGAAUUGAUGUUGGCUUCCUUUCAUAAAGAGGUGGAUUGGGUAUGUAGUAUGUAUGGUACUGCAGAAUCCCAUUGGCCCUGUGCUGUCUGGUUAGUCAGUUUCAUACCACCUUAUAGUCAUGAGUGACUUUAAUGAUGCAAAGCUUUAAAAAUAUUUUUUAUUUUUUCUUUUAAAUUCUGAAAGAGUAGUACUUUAAAAAAAACAACAACUCACUAUUACUAAGCUUGAGUACAUUUCUCCUCAGUUGUACAGCAUUAGGUUGUAUUGAAUUAUUAAAGUCACAUUUAGAAGUAUUUUUUUUAUUUAUAUCUUAAAAUUAAACACUUAAGCCUGAUUAGAUCUGAUAACUACUUCCUGCAAAUGAAUAGACUUAAAUGCAUUCAUUUUUCACCUUUAACAACUCUUCCUGUAUUAUCAGUAGUCCCUAUGGAGCAUAUUUCCAUAUGCUGUAUCUUCAGUUUAUGUUAAUGUUGCCAGAAUGGAAAUUAAUAUUGCACUGGGACCAAAAAGUCCCCUUCACCUGUGAGCAUAUGCUAAAAUGGUAUCAUUCCAAAUUUCCUCCUCCCUUGGAAGCUCGAUCACUGUGCUAGUGUUAUAUUUGUGAAUGUGGUAAGAGGUGUGUGAGUGUAUCACAUGAGUUAACUCUCUCAAUGCCUCAUGUGUGAAGAGUUUUUAAAAACAUUUUUUAUAGCAGUCAGCUAUUUUCAAACUUGUCACCUUGUUUUAAAUGAACCUCCCCAUGCAUACCUUUCAUCUCGGAGCUGUUUGUGAAUAUCGGGACUAAUCAUUGACAGUCAUGAUUAACUGAGUGUUGCAGGUCCACCCACUUGGCGUAUGUAUAGGGGCAUUAUGUAAAAUUGUGCAUGCUAUAGGUAGAUCUAAUUAAACCAGUCCGUACAGGAUUUUGCAGAGUUCUUGUGAUUUUUGCAGCCAAAAAUGCUGUAACCCCCCCCCAACAUUUGCGAUGCAACUUGUAGUUUUUUUUGUGUGUUUUUUUUUGCAGGAUGUGUUGACGCAGUGAUGCUUAUUGGUAAAUGAGUCCUUUUUAUCAGUACUCAUGUUCUACGCAUAUGAGUUGAAGAGGGCUUUGUCUGAAUGCAUGUUGUGAUGACGUCACAUGACGUGUCUUGGCCCAAAUCUGUGGAAAAUCUGCGGUAAUUUGGAAACAUUGCAAGCUCCAGAAUAUUUCGGUCUUUACUUGAUUGUGUGUUAAUUUCUACGAUCGCGAACUCACUAAAUCCUGUAGGGGCUGUUUAAAUGUGUUUUUGUCAGAAAUGUUUUCAUGAUUAGAAACUGAUUUGUGAAAUGAAGUCUAACUUAAAGCCAUUAUACCAUGAGGUUAGAAGUCUGCUGAGUGCAACACUGUUUUGGUAUUCACACCCAAGCCAACCCUGCUGGAAUGUCUGGUAAGGAGUGUGUGAAGCAGUAUUCCUGAAGAUGCCUUGAUGCUCAGACGAUGCCCUGGUCUGCAGCCUCCGCAACUAGUGCACUAUACUCCUUUUGACUUGGGCUUUCAAUUUAUGCAUUUAUUUCAGUCAAUAAUCCACAAACAGGUUAACUUUAGUGGAUUAUUGCACAUACUUGAGUCUUAUCUGACUAUCUUAACUGGAUCUACUCCAAUAAUUUUUCUGCAUCUCUCAAUGCACCCCAUGGUAAAAGUGCCUUUUCUAGUCUAAAUAUUCUUUUGUUUGGCAUGUUAUUAGAUUGUGGUUUUCUAAAUUCUUGGUACCCAAAUCGCAAGAGAAUGCUGAACUCCAGGUUGCAUAUGACUCAUCAGAACACCUCAUACCUGUUCUAUGUUUAGCAUGUGCAAUAACAGUUGUAAUUUCUUAAGUAAAUGGCACCACACAUUAAAGAUUCAGUUGGUGUAUUGUGUAACUGAGUGUGUCCAAAUCGUAGGUGUGUUGAGUGAGGGUGGGUAAGAAUUCAUGCGUGUGUAUGGACGUAAUUUGUGGAUUUAAGAAAUGGUAACUUUUGUCACUUGUGGAAUGUCCAAGUG